CAAAACUCUGGCGGUAAUCGCGCCUGGGAGGCUCGCUGAGUGGUUGUGCGCGUUUGUCGUCGCGGCGCCAUGGCGGCGGAAAAGAAGCGGCUUUCUGUGAAGGAGGCUUUUCGGCUAGCGCAGCAGCCACACCAGAACCAGGCGAAGCUGGUGGUGGCGUUGAGCCGCACGUAUGGCGCGAUGGAUGAUAAAACAGCUUUUCAGGAGGAGUUUGUUCAUUACCUUAAAUAUGCCAUGGUGGUAUAUAAACGUGAACCUGCUGUGGAGAGGGUCGUCGACUUCGCUGCCAAGUUUGCUACUUCAUUUCACCAGUCUGAUCAGGAAGAAGAGGAGGAAGAGGAAGAUGGUGGCAUUUUAAAUUAUUUGUUCACUUUUCUAUUAAAGUCUCAUGAAGCAAACAGCAGUGCAGUCAGAUUUAGAGUAUGCCAGCUCAUUAAUAAGCUUCUGGGGAGUAUGCCAGAAAAUGCCCAAAUUGAUGACGACUUGUUUGAUAAAAUUAAUGAAGCCAUGCUUAUUAGAUUGAAAGAUAAGAUUCCAAAUGUGAGAAUACAAGCGGUUUUGGCUCUCUCUCGACUCCAAGAUCCCAAGGAUGAUGACUGCCCAGUAGUUGAUGCAUAUGUUACUAUGAUAGAAAAUGAUUCAAAUUCAGAAGUUAGACGUGCAGUGUUAUCCUGUAUUGCACCAUCAGCAAAGACUUUGCCAAAAAUUGUGGGGCGUACAAAGGAUGUAAAAGAGGCUGUCAGAAAGCUGGCUUAUCAGGUGUUAGCCGAAAAAGUUCAUAUAAGAGCUAUGUCCAUUGCUCAGAGAGUACUGCUUCUUCAACAAGGUCUUAAUGACAGGUCAGAUGCUGUGAGACAAGCAGUGCAGAAGCAUCUUCUCCAAGGCUGGCUGCGCUUCACCGAAGGAAAUAUCUUGGAGUUACUUCAUCGGUUAGAUGUGGAAAAUUCUUUUGAUGUGGCAGUCUCUGUUCUUAAUUCCUUAUUCUCAGUGACUCCUCUCAGUGAACUGAUCGGAAUCUGUAAAAACAGUGAUGACAGGAAGUUGAUUCCAGCGGAAACAUUAACUCCUGAACUUGCUUUGUAUUGGCGUACCCUCUGUGAAUAUUUAAAAUCAAAAGGAGAUGAAGGUGAAGAGUUUUUAGAGCAAAUUUUGCCAGAGCCUGUAGUAUAUGCAGAGUAUUUACUGAGUUACAUCCAGAGCUUCCCAGUAGUUAAUGAAGAACAGAGAGGUGAUUUUACCUACAUUGGAAAUUUGAUGACAAGAGAAUUUAUAUGUCAGCAAUUGAUUCUAAUUAUAAAAUCUCUGGAUACCAGUGAAGAAGGAGGAAGGAAACGACUGCUGGCUAUUUUGCAGGAGACUCUUAUACUGCCUACAACCCCAAUUUCCUUAGUUACUUUUAUUGUUGAGAUACUCCUCCACAUCAUCUUAGAUGAUAAUAAAAGGAUACAGAUUGUCACAGAAAUUAUUUCAGAGAUUCGUGCACCCAUCGUUACUGUUCAUGUUGAUCCAUCUGAUACUAGAAAGAAGGAACUCAAGAUGGCUGAAAUAAAAGUUAAGCUUAUUGAGGCUAAGGAAGCUUUGGAAAAUUGCAUUGCUGUACAGGAUUUUGACCAGGCAUCAAAAUUAAAAGAAGAGAUAAAAACUUUGGAAGAUGCCAAAAUAAACCUGCUAAAAGAGACAGAGCAACUUGAAAUUAAAGAAGUUCACACAGAAAAGAAUGAUGCUGAAACAUUACAGAAGUGUCUUAUUUUGUGCUAUGAAUUGUUGAAGCAGAUAUCCAUUUCAACUGGAAUUGGUGCAACCAUGAAUGGGAUCAUUGAAUCUUUGAUUCUUCCUGGAAUAAUAAGUGUUCAUCCUGUAGUAAGAAAUCUGGCUGUUUUGUGCUUGGGAUGCUGUGGACUACAGAGUCAGGAUUUUGCAAGUAAACACUUCAUGUUAUUCUUACAGGUUUUGCAGAUUGAUGACGUCACAAUAAAAAUCAGUGCUUUAAAGGCAAUCUUUGACCAACUGAUGACAUUUGGGAUUGAACCAUUUAAAACUAAGAAGGCUAAGACCGUCCAGUGUGAAGGUGCAGAAAUAAACAGUGGUGAUGAAGAAGAAGCAGAAGAUGCUGAAGAGACCGCCACAGCUAAGAAUGUCCUCAAACUCCUCACUGACUUCUUAGAUAGCGAGGUGUCUGAACUCAGGACAGGAGCUGCAGAAGGAUUAGCCAAGCUGAUGUUCUCUGGGCUUCUGGUCAGCAGCAGGAUUCUUUCUCGCCUUAUUUUGUUAUGGUAUAAUCCCGUGACUGAAGAGGAUGUCCGACUUCGGCAUUGUCUAGGCGUGUUUUUUCCCAUGUUUGCUUUUGCAAACAGGACUAAUCAAGAAUGCUUUGAAGAAGCCUUUUUUCCAACUCUGCAAACACUGGCCAGUGCCCCAGCGUCAUCUCCUUUAGCUGAAGUAGAUGUCACAAAUGUUGCUGAGUUGCUCAUUGAUUUGACAAGACCAAGCAGAUUGAAUCCUCAGGGGAAGAAUUCCCAAGAUUAUCAGGCCUUAACAGUACAUGACAACUUGGCUAUAAAAAUUUGUAAUGAGAUCCUCACAAGUCCAUGCACACCAGAAAAUCGGGUUUAUACAAAAGCUUUGAGUUCUAUAGAACUCAGUAGCAAUGUUACAAAAGAUCUCCUGCUUCUAUUGGAUGAGAUUCUGGAGCAAGUAACAGAUAGAACAUGUUUGAGAGCUUUGGAGAAAAUUAAGAAUCAGUUAGAAAAAGGGAGUAAAGAACUGGACCCAGUUGUAGCAGCUCAGGACCAAGCACAGGAUAUCAACACGACUACAGCUCUUCAGAAUGAAGAUGAAGCAUAUAUGACUCCUCUGAGGGAUGUAAAAGGAGCUCAAACAUCAAAAUCCACACAACGAAAGACUAACACAGGACGGAAAAAAGCGCCACUUUCAUCUAGGACUAACAGGAGGCGUCAGGCUCCUGAGACUGACUCUGAAAGUGAUCAUGGUGUUCCAGAACCACCGUCAGAAGUGAAGAUGAGAUUACCAAGACGAGCCAAAACAGCAGCACUAAUGAAAAGUAAACUUAGUCUUGCCCAGUUUCUUAAUGAAGAUCCAAGCUAAGACAGCUGUUGAGGAUGGAGGCCUUUGAAGUUGUGCUUAUUUCUUUGCUUUAACAGUUACUGUGGUGAUCCAUCUGCAUAAAUACAUGCUUGUUUUUAUUAGACUGUUACGUGGACCUAGGAACCUACUUUUAAAUAGGUUCUCUAGGUGAACCUUAUGAAACUAUGACAUUUGGAAAGAUUUGUAAUAAGCCCAGUAGCUUAUAUUUGAGAAGCUUAGAUAGAAUAGAUCUAACAUACGUGACAGUGUCAGACACCAAACAAAUGGCAUUUGAAGGGUGAAGUAUGUACGUAUAGCUUUAAAGAACUGCCUAUUACCAUUGAGGACUGGUAUAGUGAACCAAAGCAUUCCUUAGUUACAUUAAACAAUGGCUUUGAAAAUUGUAGGAUUCCUAUACUAAGUAUUUAUUUUAUAAUCUUACCUCAAUGGGUAAUUUUCUCUUCCUAAAGCUUUCCAUAUAGGAACCCUUGUUUAUGAAUGUUUCUGGGAGAUGUCCACACACAUUAAUCAUGAAGAUACAUUGGUUUUUGGCACAUCAAAAUAUAAUCUACCUGGAAUAAUAAGCAAUACUAAUGGGAAAUGAAAAUUAUAAGAAGUCACCUUUAUGUACUGAUUUAUGAGCAGUUUUUUGCUAUCAAUUUCAAUUAUCUUUUAAAAUUGUUACUUAUGAAACAAAUGUUUUGAAAAUUACAAUAUAUAAAAGUAGUCCUUUAUUUCUGCCAUAUCCAAUGAAAUACUUUUUAUUAUUCCUGGUAAUGACCUUUUCUCUUUAUUUCAGAUAAAAAUGUCUAAUAUGAAUUUUUCAUAAAUUGUGCUUCUUUAAAUUUAUUUGCCAGAGGCUAUUUAUUUCAGCUGAUGUUCUGAGAUGGAGUGAAGGGAAUAUUGCUGGUUUUCAGAACCAAAAGGCUAUUCUCUGUAUAUAAUAUGUGCUUUAUAGAACUCAGAAAAGGAGUCAAAGUUACAAAGCGAGAAUGCUCAUUAAGUAAAAGAAAAAGGCAUAUAUGUUAAUGAUAUAAACUAAUGAAAAACACUGUUGUUCUUCA
Myodes glareolus (Bank vole) is the source of this 4148-nucleotide messenger RNA. The record is from RefSeq and is a predicted model, not a curated record. Lineage: Eukaryota; Metazoa; Chordata; Mammalia; Rodentia; Cricetidae.